AAGGAGACAAGUGGGAGGCGCAAACUGCAUCAUCCGAGGUUUAAUCGAAAGUAAACUGAAUGAGGAAAUAAAAAUAAGGGAAAAAGAAAAAGAAACAAGCACACUAGCGAGACAUACCUUCCUCUGCCGCAACUCUUCGCGUCUCAAGUCCUUUAAAAUACCAGUGGAUUUAUUUAUUGCACUCGUUAAAUUAGAGAAGUUUGCUUCGUCAUGUCAAAGGCAUCAACCCUGAAAAUAAGCAGCGCGAGUGCAGUCAAGGUGGAAAACUUCCGCCAGUCUCUCUAUCAUGAGGCAGAAAAUCUUUUCUCUAAUUUCAUCCCCGUGAAGAUUAUUCAGCUGGAUGCUCUGCUCAGGGAUGAUGCUCUCAGCAUCACAGACAUGUCCUCACUACAGGCUCCACUGGACAUCCCCAUUCCAGACCCUCCUUCUCCAGAAGAUGAGGAAAUGGAGACUGAUAAGAAUGAAGACGAAGAGAAGAAGAAGAAGAAAGCUCCAAAAUGUGGCUUCAUCAAGGGCAACGAGAAGAUCAUGAUGAUUCUAGACAGGGUGAAGCCAGAGAUCGUGGCUCUGAGAGAGACCAUCAUUGUUGUGUCCUGCUGGAUUCAGCACCUCAUCCCAAAAAUAGAAGAUGGGAAUGACUUUGGAGUUGCCAUCCAGGAGAAAAUCUUGGAGAGAUUCACCGCAGUAAAAACGAAAGUUGAUGAAUUUCAGACCAAAAUCAACAAGUACUUCUCAGAGAGGGGGGACGCUGUCGCCAAAGCCUCCAAAGACACUCAUGUCAUGGACUACCGCUCACUUGUUCAUGAGAAGGAUGAGACUAUCUUCUCAGAGAUCAGAGUGAUCGUCCUCGACAUUCGUGGAUUCUAUGCUGAGCUUUACGACAUCAUUAGCAAAAACCUGGACAAGGUGACCAAUCCGAAAGGAGAGGAGAAGCCGUCGAUGUACUGAUGCUGCAGAGGAGAAGGCGAUGCUCCGGAGGAACUACUGGGAUAGACUACCCUCAGCUGUAAUCAAAGUCAAACAACUCUGUGUAGUCAUACUGCAUGAAUCGAAUCAUUAAAGUUUGGCAGAUUAUUCAAUUUUGCUUUAAUAGUCAAAAAACUGAAGAAAAGAUAAAGAUGGUUUCAUUACUGUUUAACACUUGGGUUUUAACAUUUGCACUAAAUUUAACUUGUAAGAAAUAAAAACUCCUUUUUCAGA
Melanotaenia boesemani (Boeseman's rainbowfish) is the source of this 1200-nucleotide messenger RNA. RefSeq names its product proteasome activator subunit 2 (gene psme2). Gene Ontology annotation, biological process: regulation of G1/S transition of mitotic cell cycle; positive regulation of endopeptidase activity; regulation of proteasomal protein catabolic process. NCBI's taxonomy places the organism in Eukaryota, Metazoa, Chordata, Actinopteri, Atheriniformes, Melanotaeniidae. Gene Ontology annotation, molecular function: endopeptidase activator activity. The transcript has 11 exons. The record is from RefSeq and is a predicted model, not a curated record. Gene Ontology annotation, cellular component: nucleoplasm; cytoplasm; proteasome activator complex. The coding region runs from base 211 to 948 and encodes 245 amino acids.